AUGGAAGGUCAUCCAACUCAUCUUUAUUUGCUUUCUGCCUCUUCCCUUUCCUUUACCCCCAUCCCUCUUAUCUCCUCCCCUCCCUCUUCCCCUUAUCCCCUCAUCGGCCUCCCAUCGUCAUCCCCUCCCUUCAUUGGUCCCCCUCCUCCUCCACCUCCCCCUCAACCAUCCCAACAACCAUAUCUACCACAGCACAGGAAAUGUGCGGCAUUGCACCUGGACAGAGGAGGGGGGGGUGUGGCUUUGGCUUUGGCUUUGUUAUGGGAACUGGAACUGGAACCAUCCUCUUCCUCUUCCUCUCCCUCUUCUCCCUCUUCUCCCUCCUUUUCUUCCUCUCCUGACUCUUCCUCCAACUCAGACCCCUCCCCCUCCCCAGACCCGGACCCCUCCUCCUCAUCCAAUGAGAGACGAAACUCCCCAUCCUCCCCAUCCUCAUUGGAAUCAGAAUCAGAAUCGAGCAUGAGUUGGUUGAUGGUUAAUGGACCUGGUUGGGUGUGGGGAUUGGGGUUGGAUUGGGACUUGGAUUGGGACUUGGGUUGA
This is a messenger RNA of Lentinula edodes (shiitake mushroom), 540 nucleotides long. RefSeq lists its product as uncharacterized. NCBI's taxonomy places the organism in Eukaryota, Fungi, Basidiomycota, Agaricomycetes, Agaricales, Omphalotaceae. The record is from RefSeq and is a predicted model, not a curated record. The coding region runs from base 1 to 540 and encodes 179 amino acids. The transcript has 2 exons.